UGCUAUGUUGCAUAGCGUUGCCAGAAUCCCGCUAGCGAACUAUUUGCGUUGCUGCACAUCGACCAACCAGCAUCUGCGAAAGGUUCCCCGUACCGGUGGACUAAGCUGCAGUCAACUCGGUGCGCACGGUACCACUACAGUUGACUGUUGCUCGUUUUCAACCAGUCCCACUGGGCUGCUGUUCCAUCAGUUUCCUUCGCCACCGGCGUCACCGCAGCAUCAGCCUUCAACUAAUCCACUAGCAACAGCAACGCAAGUACGCUCUUCCAGUUCGACACAUUCGAAAGGACCGUCAGGCGGCAUGGAAGCCAACUCGAGCGGUGCAACCAGUGAACCAAAGUUUACCAACCGAUUAAAGCAGGAAAAAUCUCCGUAUCUGCUCCAGCAUGCGCACAAUCCCGUCGAAUGGUACCCGUGGGGUGAGGAGGCGAUUCAACGGGCACGGGAAGAAAACAAGCUAAUCUUCCUAUCGGUCGGCUACAGCACCUGCCACUGGUGUCACGUGAUGGAGAAGGAAUCGUUCGAAAAUGAGGAUGUGGCCAAAAUUAUGAACGAACACUUUAUCAACAUUAAGGUGGAUCGGGAAGAACGACCCGAUAUCGAUAAGCUGUACAUGAUGUUUGUGCUACUGAUCAACGGAUCCGGUGGAUGGCCAAUGUCCGUUUGGUUGACGCCGGAUUUGGCUCCCGUAACGGGUGGGACUUACUUCCCACCGAACGAUCGUUGGGGUAUGCCCGGAUUUACGACGGUACUGACAAAGCUAGCUAGCAAGUGGUCGACGGAUAAGGAAGAGCUCACGACGACGGGUCGAUCGGUGAUUGAGGCAAUCCGGCGCAAUGUGGAUCAUAAGCGGGCGGAUGAGGUUGAGGAUGCAACGAGUGUGGAAACGCUGGAAGCAAAGUUUAAGCAAGCGGUCAAUAUGUAUCAACGCAAUUACGAUCCAGUUUGGGGAGGAUCGCUCGGUGCACCCAAAUUCCCGGAAGCAUCCAAACUUAACCUGAUGUUCCAUCUUCACGUACAGCAACCGACGCACAAGGUGCUAGGAGUGGUGCUAAACACACUGGACAAGAUGGCAGCAGGCGGUAUACAUGAUCACGUGUUUGGAGGCUUCGCUCGGUACUCGGUCGAUAAGAAGUGGCACGUGCCACACUUUGAAAAAAUGCUGUACGAUCAAGGACAGUUGCUGUCGCUGUACGCGAACGGUUACCGAUUGACACGGAAACCAUCGUACCUUGCCGUUGCGGACGCCAUUUAUCGCUAUCUCUGCAAGGACCUUCGCCAUCCGACCGGAGGAUUCUACAGUGGCGAAGAUGCCGAUUCCCUACCAACGGCGGACAGUGAGGAAAAGAUCGAGGGUGCCUUUUAUGCGUGGACGUACGACGAGAUCAAGGAACUGUUGCAAGCAAAUUUGGAUAAAUUCGGUGAUCUUGCGGGUGCUGACCCAGUGGCCGUUUAUACCGGACAUUACGAUGUGAAGGAAGAGGGUAACGUUAAACCGACGAGCGAUCCUCACGGUCAUUUGCUCGGCAAGAACAUUCUCAUCGUGUACGGAUCCGUAAGGGAAACGGCCGAUAAAUGUAAAACGACCGUUGAAAUCGUGGAACGUAUCCUGAAGACAGCCAACGAGCUGCUGCACGAGGUGCGUGAUAAAAGGCCACGGCCACAUCUGGAUACGAAAAUUCUUUGCGCCUGGAAUGGGCUCGUACUUUCCGGGCUGGCACAGUUGGCUUGCGUGAAGGAUGCACCGGGCAGGAGCGAGUAUCUGGCGACGGCCGCGGAGCUGGUGAAGUUUAUCCGUGCGAAUCUGUACGAUGUACAGGCGAGAAAGUUGCUGCGAUCGUGUUACGGUGGUGCGGAGGAAACUUUGGCAUCCGAAAGACCGAUUUACGGGUUCAUCGACGAUUAUGCCUUCCUGAUUAAGGGUCUAAUUGAUUAUUACGUUGCCUCGCUGGACGAGCACGCACUGCACUGGGCGAAGGAGCUGCAGGACAUCCAGGACGAGCUGUUCUGGGAUCCGAAGCAUGGUGCCUAUUUCUACUCGGAGGCGAACUCUCCGAAUGUAGCUGUACGGUUGAAGGAAGAUCACGAUGGUGCAGAACCAUGCGGUAACAGUGUUGCCGCACACAACCUGCUCCUGCUCAGCGAUUACUUCGAGGAAGAACGGCUCAAGGAGAAAGCACGCACGCUGUUCGAUUAUUUCGCACACACGGCUCAUUUCGGCUAUGUUCUGCCAGAGAUGAUGUCAGCCGCAUUACUCGAGGAACAGGGCCGUAACACCCUGAUCGUCGUCGGUCCCGAAAGUCCUGAAGCAACCGCACUAGUUGAUGCAGUGCGCGAAUUCUACGUACCCGGUAUGAUCACGGUACAGCUCAAGAUCGAUCAGCCACCGCACAUCGUACGGCGGCGCAAAUCGCUCGAUAAUUUUAAGAUGGUCAAAAACAUGCCAACGGCGUACAUCUGUCACAACAAGGUGUGCCAUCUGCCGGUAACGGAACCGGAACGAUUAACCGAAGAGUUCCAGCCACGGUACACGUUCGACUAUCAGGAGUACGAGAACUGAUUCUUCGAGGCCUAAGG
Molecule: messenger RNA, 2577 nt
Organism: Anopheles maculipalpis
Lineage: Eukaryota; Metazoa; Arthropoda; Insecta; Diptera; Culicidae
Product: spermatogenesis-associated protein 20
Exons: 4
Coding region: 5-2560 (851 amino acids)
Biological process (GO): carbohydrate metabolic process
Source: RefSeq, a predicted model, not a curated record